Molecule: messenger RNA, 2147 nt
Organism: Colias croceus (clouded yellow)
Lineage: Eukaryota; Metazoa; Arthropoda; Insecta; Lepidoptera; Pieridae
Product: solute carrier family 22 member 3-like
Exons: 12
Coding region: 189-1865 (558 amino acids)
Biological process (GO): transmembrane transport
Cellular component (GO): membrane
Molecular function (GO): transmembrane transporter activity
Source: RefSeq, a predicted model, not a curated record
CACUCGCGCCAAGGCUUCGGGUGGCCGCGCCAAAUGUAAAUCCAUUUUUAAAAUUCGAGAACCGUUAUUUUUACUCUUUUUAUUUUUUCAUUUAUUGUCUGUGGCCGCAUAGUGAUUAUAAACAAAUGAGGAACAAUUUAAAAUUUUAUUUCCCGCUGUUGUUUUGAACAUUUAUUCACCAAUCAGCCAUGGAUGUCAAAGAAGAACUCAACAAAAAGGCGCCAAACGAUGACAGCGACGCGUUGGACGCCGUCAUCUUGCACAUGGGCGAGAUGGGCCUGUACCAGAAACUCCUGUUUGUCAUGAUGGCGCCGUUCGGAAUAUUCUUCGCGUUCGUUUACUUCGUGCAGAUGUUCAUUGCUGCUACACCACAGAACCACUGGUGUAAGGUGCCAGAGUUACAGCACUUGGAUGUUGAAUUGAGACGGAACCUCACAUCCCCACGGAUCGGCGAAACAUGGGAGAAAUGCCUGAUGUAUGAUGCUAAUUGGACUCAAGUGCUCAUUGACAUGGCCAUACCAGUGAACGCAAGUAUGGUGCCUUGCCGAAAUGGGUGGGAGUUCCAGCUGGGAGACAUUCCUUACCAUACUGUUGUUAGUGAACGUGGUUGGGUGUGCGAAAACGCUGGCUACGUACCCCUCACGCAGGCGAUCUUCUUUGGCGGCUCCAUGGUUGGUGGCAUGUUGUUCGGCUGGGUAGCGGACUACUACGGCAGAGUGCCGUCUUUGGUUGGAGCAAAUUUAAUAGCACUCGUCGGUGGUAUAGCAACCAUCUACUCUACUGGAGUUUGGGACUAUGCGUUCUGUCGAUUUCUCGUCGGCAUGUCGUAUGAUUCCUGCUUCAUGGCUAUGUACAUUUUAGCGUUAGAGUACGUGGGUCCGCGGCACCGCACGUGGGUGAGCAACAUGUCGAUCGCGCUGUACUUCGGCGGUGGCUGCCUGGCGCUGCCCUGGCUGGCCGUGUGGGCGGCCGACUGGCGCCUGCUGCUGUGGGUCACCAGCCUGCCCAUGAGCGUGGCGCUGCUCGUGCCGCUCGCGGUGCCGGAGAGCGCGAGAUGGUUAGCAUCUCGAGGUCGGGUAAACCAAGCCGUUACAGUAUUGAGACGUUUCGAAAAAGUCAACAAAAGCAAAAUUCCUGAGGAUGCUUUAGAUGAAUUCAUUGUGUCCGCAAGCCAAACCCGUCAAUCCAACGAGUCCAUAAUGGACGUGCUAAAAAGCCCUCUUCUCCGACGCAUGUUCUUUCUCAUAAUCUUCGUAUACAUGGCGAGUGCGCUGGUCUUCGAUGGCCUGGUCAGAAUGUCUGAGGGCUUGGGGCUGGACUUCUUUAUUACCUUUACGUUGACGUCUGCUACUGAAAUACCGUCGGUGGCUUUGUUGGCGCUGGUUCUUGAUAGAUGGGGUCGUAGAAAUCUCGCAGCAGUACCAUUAGCUAUUUCUGGAACAUUGGCUAUAAUUGCUGCUUUUGUACCAAAAGGCAUCCCGCAAGUGACGUUAGCCAUAUUCUCGCGGUUCACAAUCAACAUGGCGUACAAUGCGGUGAUCCAGUGGUCGGCUGAGCUGCUGCCGACCGGCGGGCGGGCGUCCGGCUGCUCGCUGAUACACGUCAGUGGUUAUGUGGCGACCGUGCUGUCGCCGUUUGUUGUGUUUUCGGAGCGCGUGUGGCGGUCGCUGCCGCUGGUGCUGCUGGGCGGCGCGGCGCUGGCGGCGGGCGGCGUGUGCGGCGCGCUGCCCGAGACCUGCGGCCGCCGCAUGCCGCAGACCGUCGCCGACGCGGAGCGCACCGUGCGCGCCUACACCUGCUGCGGGUCGGCAGUCGACGACGAAAUCUCAGCAGAUGAAGGCGAGAAAGACAAGGCUGUUACUUAGAUUAUUAAUUUAGCAUUUAUUGAAAUCAACUCAAUUUCCCAAAAGGGUAAUUUGAACAGAUACAAGCUAUGAGCGAAAGCGGGAGCGACUUAUGGAGUUUUUGAAACUAAAUAUCUUAGGAUUUUUAGGACGUAGUUUACCAACAAUAUAAUGCAUUUAUAUUUUAUAAUGGUACUUAUAAUGGCGUUAUUAGGCUAUGUUCCUUACUCCUUUACUCAAACAACAAAUAUUUUUAAACUAAUAUUUUCAUUGUGAAUGUUAUAUUAAAUACGGAGUAUUAAA